AUGUUAGCUGUGCACUUUGACAAGCCAGGAGGACCAGGAAACCUUUACCUAAAGGAGGUGGACACACCGAGACCAGGACAGGGCGAAGUCCUGCUUAAGGUGGUGGCCAGCGCCCUGAACAGGGCCGACUUGCUUCAGAGACAAGGCCAGUAUGCCCCACCUCCAGGGGCCAGCAGCAUUUUGGGACUUGAGGCAUCUGGACAUGUGGCUGAGCUGGGACCCGGCUGCCAGGGGCACUGGAAGCCUGGAGAUGCAGCAAUGGCUCUGUUGCCUGGUGGGGGCCAGGCUCAGUAUGUCACUGUCCCUGAAGGACUCCUCAUGCCCAUCCCGGCAGGGCUGUCGCUGCCCCAGGCUGCAGCCAUCCCAGAGGCCUGGCUCACAGCCUUCCAACUGCUGCACUGUGUGGGAAGUGUACAAAAGGGCGAGACAGUGCUCAUCCACGCGGGCACAGGAGGUGUGGGCACGGCUGCCAUUCAGCUGACCAGGCUGUUCAAAGCCAUCCCGCUGGUGACCACGAGCUCCAAGGAGAACAUUCAAAGGGCCCAGAAGCUGGGUGCUGCAGCUGGGUUUGACUAUAAGACAGAAGACUUCUCUGAGGGGGCCCUGAAAGCCACCGAGGGCGUGGGAGUCAAUGUGAUCCUGGACUGCAUUGGCGGCUCUUACUGGGAGAAGAACCUCCACUGUUUGGCUCAAGAUGGCCGAUGGGUUCUCUAUGGCCUCAUGGGAGGAGCAGAGGUCAACGGUCCUCUGCUGUCCAAGCUGUUGUGUAAGCGAGGAAGUCUGCGGGCCAGUCUACUAAGGUCCAGGGACAAGAAGUAUAAGGAAACAUUGGUGAAGAUUUUCACAGACCAAGUAUUGCCUCACUUCUCCCCUGGGAGUGCUGUGCAGCUGCGGCCUGUCAUGGAUAAAGUCUUCACCAUGGCUGACGUCCAGAAGGCACACUCUCACAUGGAGAACAACCAGAAUGUGGGAAAAAUUAUCCUGGAGAUGCCCUGA
This is a messenger RNA of Elephantulus edwardii (Cape elephant shrew), 996 nucleotides long. RefSeq names its product tumor protein p53 inducible protein 3 (gene TP53I3). Gene Ontology annotation, molecular function: quinone binding; NADPH binding; quinone reductase (NADPH) activity. The transcript has 5 exons. The record is from RefSeq and is a predicted model, not a curated record. Lineage: Eukaryota; Metazoa; Chordata; Mammalia; Macroscelidea; Macroscelididae. The coding region runs from base 1 to 996 and encodes 331 amino acids.